CCAUGAAAAGUUAUUUGCGAAGGAGUCGUAGUCAAGCAGUGGAAGACUGAAUUCCGACGACUCCCUUCUCUGUUCUGUCUCGCUGAAUUACCCAUUUCAUUCCAAAUGGGUACUCCGGAAUUCCCAGAUCUUGGAAAGCACUGUGCUGUCUCUGAUUGCAAGCUCGUUGAUUUCUUACCCUUCACUUGCGAUCGUUGCAACCAGGUGUAUUGUUUGGAGCACCGAAGCUAUAUUAGACACCAGUGCACAAAAGCUGAUAAGCUAGAUCUCACUGUAGUGAUAUGUCCACUUUGUGCCAAAGGGGUUCGCCUAGUUCCUGAUCAAGAUCCGAAUAUAACUUGGGAGAAUCAUGUUAACACCGAUUGCGACCCGUCAAAUUAUGAGAAAGUCACAAAGAAGAAAAAAUGCCCUGCCGCUGGAUGCAAGGAGAUCUUAGUAUUCUCAAACACAAUUAAGUGCAGGGACUGCAUGUUAGACCAUUGUCUGAAGCAUCGGUUCGGACCUGAUCAUAAAUGUCCGGGGCCCAAAAAAUUGGAAACAAGUUUCCCGUUUCUGAGUCUUUUGAACAAGAAUAGAAAAGAGGAACGGAAACCCAAUUCAAGUUCAACCCCCUCAUCAUCUAAAUGGUCUUCAAGCUUUCUUAAUGCAGCUUCUAACAUUCGAGCUUCAGCUGAGGCUGGCAUGUCAAAAUUGAGUGGUGAAAUUAACCAAGUAUGGCAGACAACAAAGGAUGGAGUGGGACAGAACAGUGGCAGUGAACACGUAGAGCAAUGCCCUCAGUGUGGUGCCAAGUUUUCCUCAGUCACUACUUUGGUGGAGCAUGUACAAAAGGUUCAUGAAAGAAGUGGCAACCAAUCUGGAGUGAGGGUUGCAAUUGAUGUUUGUCCUAAGUGCAGUAAAGGAUUUCGAGACCCUGUGUCUCUUGUGGAGCAUGUUGAGAGGGAUCAUGGUGGUAGUUCAAGAGCCUAGUGUGAAGUUCAUAUUGAAUUAGUUUCUAAUUGAAGGAAUUGUACUUUCUGCAUUGAGCUAUGAUUUGCACACACUAACAGUACAAACAAUCUACAUACACCCAAUUUUGUUCUCUUUGAAUCAAUCACAUUCAUAUUUCUCUCUCUUCUCUUCCUUUCUCACUUGGGUGUCUAACUCAUUGAGUGUCUACCUAACAUUUUCCUUUGCUGGGAUGAAUUCAGUGUACUUUUCCAUUUAUUGGGUCCCAUUUUAUAGCAGCAAGAUAUGAAUAAGAAUUUGAAGAUGUUUGUUAUUUUUCAA
Molecule: messenger RNA, 1269 nt
Organism: Lotus japonicus
Lineage: Eukaryota; Viridiplantae; Streptophyta; Magnoliopsida; Fabales; Fabaceae
Product: zinc finger AN1 and C2H2 domain-containing stress-associated protein 16-like
Exons: 2
Coding region: 106-969 (287 amino acids)
Cellular component (GO): cytoplasm
Molecular function (GO): zinc ion binding
Source: RefSeq, a predicted model, not a curated record